GUAACUGCCACAGUAGCGACUGCCUUUGUCCGAAGCCCUUCGCAAUUUUCCAAUUUAACCGGAUUGAACACAAAAACCCCAAACAUUGCUUGGGGCCGUGUCGCUUACGCAAGCAACACACAUAGCGCGCAUACGGUGUAAUGUAUCAUAUCAGCCUAACCUCUUUGACGUGAGCCAGGCAGAGACAGCCGAGAUGGACGUUCUCCUGCAGCUGCGCGCGCUGCAUUUUAGCGCCGAUGCCCUGCCUCUCGGGUCCGAUGCGCAGCAGCACAAGGCUUUGCAGAUGAAAUGCUUCCUCGCGGCAGCUGGCGUGCCCCAAUCAGACCGCACACAUGAGGCAGCGGAUGCCAUGCUGGACGCGGGCGCGCCGUCCCGCCGUGAGCGGCUAUGGGCGAGCUUCACGAACGCGGCGGGCGCAGAGCCGGACUUCUGCAUCCAAGCCGGAGCCCUGGCUGAGCUGGAUGUGUCGACCGCGAUGCUGAAAGCCUCGGCACUGGCGGACCUGACGGAGGUCACCGUGGCUGCCAGAGACGCGUCCAUAAAGGCUCAUACAGCACUGCUGGACUACCACAGUAGCCAGCAGCAGCUCGCGGCACAACGUGCGGCGGCAGCAGCUACAGCCGCGGCGGCAGCAGCAGCAACAGCCUUCAACACCGGGAGCGGAAGCCAACCAGGCUUCGCACCGGCAGGUGGCAUGCGCCCGCCAGGGCCACAAGGCCCCAGCCGACCAGGCCCACGGCCGCCUGCCCUGGCAGGGCUGCAGGGGCCGGGCCCGCAUCUGACGCAGCAGCUGGGCGGCGCAGGGCCAGGACCGGGGUCGUCAAACUCGACACAGCAACCAGACGGAGGCGGACGCGGAGCGUCAGGCUGGCAAUCAGGCUUGGCGAUGGGGCCGGGCGGGGCCGCGGGGCCGCAGGUGGGCACGGCGCCGUCCCGCUGGGCCCCCGGGAAACGCGGCGCGCUGGAUGCCUUGGGCCCACCCGACGACGCAGACGGAGGCGGGGCCGGUGGUGGCUUCGGGGCAGCCGGCGCGGGCAAUGCGGGCGGAUGCGGCCUGGGCGGCUUCCGCACUGCUAAGAGCCAGCUGGUGGCGGACUGCGCACGCAAGGGCCAGCCGCCGCCAGCCUUUGUCAAUCAGGCGCCGCGCACUGGCCUGAUGCGGCCCCAGAAGGCGCAGAAGACGGGCCCGGGCGGCGGCGGCUCCAGUGUGCGUGGCUUCGUGCCGCCGUUCGUGGCCAAGGCCGUGGAGGGUAUGAACGGCGGCGGCAACGGGGCUGGGGGCGGUGCCGGCGGCGGGGCAGGCGGCGAGGGCGGCGUGGAGAGCCCCUACCCUGCCAAGCUCCUGGACAUGCUGUCAGAGCGCGGGCUGCUCAGUUUCGACGGGGAGGGCGGGUUAGUGCUGCCGCCCAAGCUGGCGCAGCUGGACCCCAAGAUCGUGGAGCACGUGUUCAACGAGGUGACGGACAGCUGCGGCGGCAUCACGUGGGACGACAUCGCGGGCCAGGACGCGGCCAAGCGGCUGGUGCAGGAGAUGGUGGUGUGGCCCAUGCUCAACCCGCAGCUGUUCACGGGUGCGCGGGCGCCGCCGCGCGGGUUGCUGCUGUUCGGUCCACCCGGCACCGGCAAGACGCUGAUUGGCAAGGCAGUGGCGGCCAACAUCUGCGCAACCUUCUUCUCCAUCUCCGCCUCCUCGCUCACUAGCAAGUGGAUCGGCGAGGGCGAGCGCAUGGUGCGGGCGCUGUUCGCGCUGGCUGGGCUGCUGAGUCCCUCCGUCAUCUUCAUAGACGAGAUAGACUCGCUCAUCUCCGCGCGCAAGUCCGAAGGCGAGCACGAGGCCAGCCGGCGGCUGAAGACGCAGAUGCUGAUCGAGCUGGAGGGCUGCGACCCCUCCAAGGACGCCGAGCGCAUCUUGCUCAUCGGCGCCACCAACCGGCCGGAGGAGCUGGACGAGGCGGCGCGCAGGCGCAUGCCCAAGCAGCUCUACAUUCCGCUGCCCUGCGAGGCCGCGCGGCGCCAGAUGCUGUCGCGUGCCUUCCGAGCCGGAUCCGACAUCUCCCACUGCCUGACGCCCGUGGACUUGGACAAGGUGGUGGAGCGCACUGCCGGCUACAGCGGCAGUGACAUGAAGAACCUGAUCCAGGAGGCCUGCCAGGGCCCGGUGCGCGACCUGUUCCGGCAGCGCGGCAACGUGACCAACGUGGCAGCCUCGGAGCUGCGGCCCGUGACGCUGCGGGACUUUCAGAUGGCGUGCAAGGCGCAGAAGCGCAGUGUGGCGGACUGUGAGGUGGAGCGCUACAUCGCAUAUGACGCCACCUUUGGGGCCAAGUACGUGGGAGACGACCCCGCGGCGGACGGCGACGAGGAGCUGGAGCCGUGGUGAAGAGGGGCUGGGGAGAGGUGGUGGUGGGCGGCGGCGGCGGCGGCAGGAGCAGGCGUGGGCGAAGUCGGCGGGAUGGGAGAGCAAGGGGGCAGCAGCCCUGUGGAGCAGGACGGGCCGAGGGUGCCUGGGGAGGGGAGAGGAGCAGGAGGGAGGCGUGGGGAGGGGAAGAAGCAGGAGGGACGAGGGCAGGCGGCGGGCUUCACUCAGGGCGUGUUGCCGCCAAGCAGGAUGGCAAAGUGUAGAAGCCAGGGCACGAAUGUGCAGACGUGCGAUGUGGAGCAUCUGGAGUCCGAAGCAAGCGCCAAUGCGAGCGGCGAUUCAUUAUGUCAAGGCCCGAA
Messenger RNA from Chlamydomonas reinhardtii, 2718 nucleotides. RefSeq lists its product as uncharacterized. Bases 284 to 2380 code for a protein of 698 amino acids. Gene Ontology annotation, molecular function: ATP hydrolysis activity; ATP binding. The record is from RefSeq and is a predicted model, not a curated record. NCBI's taxonomy places the organism in Eukaryota, Viridiplantae, Chlorophyta, Chlorophyceae, Chlamydomonadales, Chlamydomonadaceae. The transcript has 14 exons.